Messenger RNA from Sycon ciliatum, 2688 nucleotides. RefSeq names its product E3 ubiquitin-protein ligase TRIM71-like. Gene Ontology annotation, molecular function: zinc ion binding. The record is from RefSeq and is a predicted model, not a curated record. Lineage: Eukaryota; Metazoa; Porifera; Calcarea; Leucosolenida; Sycettidae. The coding region runs from base 174 to 2027 and encodes 617 amino acids. The transcript has a single exon.
GGGUGCCUUGUGAGCGCCAUUUUCAACAUGGCAACAGUCAAGGUCCAAGAUAAAGUGUUCAGUUGAAUCUGAAGGAUCCGAGGGAUCUGAGAUCUGGAUCCCGAUCCCGAUCCUAAACCAAUCGAACAUGCCCUCAGUCAGUUCAAUUAAUAUCUACAUCGUUCGAUGAGACCAUGUCCUCGGUAGUGCAGUGUGGUGGUUGUGGGUCGUCCACGACCACUCUAAAGUUUGUUUCAUGUUUGCACGCACUGUGUGUGCCGUGCCUGCAGAACAGCUUGGGAUUUGAUGGCUGCAUAAAGUGUUCACAAUGUUUGUCCGCUACGCAAUUGCCUGUUGGUACACAGCCGUUACGAUCGCUACCCAAUGUCGUUCAAGAAAAAGAUGUAAUUGGAGCGACUGGACAACUGCAGCGGAGUCCUGUUUCACCAACGUGUGAUGAGUGCUGGGAUGACACAGCGGCUACAGUAGUUUGCGAGAUUUGUGACGUGAAAUUUUGUGAGUAUCAUGGCACAGGUCACCUGAGAUCAAAAUCAGGCAGAGGCCACACUAUCAACCCACUGUCUGCAGCAUCCAUCACAGAGACUGGGUCAACAAGCAGUGGCAGCAGCAGUGGCAGAGUGGUCCAGCAUAGAUGUGCUCUACACACGAAUGAAGUGCUGAAACAGUUUUGCUUGGAUUGCAAUCAGCUAUUGUGUUCACAGUGCAUACAUACUGGGGCACACAGACAUGAUGAACACAAGGUGAUAGAUAUUGCCAGUGCUGCACAGAACACUCGUGACACACUUUCCACUAAGCUGAGCUGUUGUACAUCAGAAUGUGAUGGUGUUGUCAGCAGUGCCAUAGAGACCGUUGAGAAGAGCAUUCGAAUGGUACACAGUCAAACAGAGUAUGCUUCAGAGAAGGUUUCAGUUUUCUUCAAGCCACUGAUAGAGGCUGUGAAGAAACGAGAAGACUGUCUUCUAGCCGAGCUCGAUCAGCUGAGGAUAAAGAAACUGGAACUUCUGGAGAAGCAACUACACCAACUUCAGGAGUGUGUGUCGAAAGGAGAGAGUGCUGCCAGCAUUCUGCAGUCGUUUGAGGAUGAUGUUGAGCUUCUCCGUGUAUGGUCCUGGGUGGAUGCGUCUAUCGUGAAAACCAUGAAAACUGCGGAGGACGAGAAAGAGCCAUGUGUCACCAGUGGCAUUGUGUUUGGCACGACGGACACCACAUCACUACUCAAUGACAUCAGCAAGACGGGAGCAGUGGCGGAUGUUGCUGAUGGCACACUGAAGAGUCCCGACAAUGCACUUCUUAACGAUCAUUUGAACAUCUCUAUAGAGCUACCAGACAGUGCUGUCCCAAGUAUCGUGGAGCAAGAGCAACUGGAAAACAUUGGACUGGAGAUAUCAAUAUCCGGUCUCGAUGAGGACACAACCACCAUGUGCACACAGCUUACACCUGCUACCGGAAAAAUACAGGCCCGAAAUACUCCAUUGCAAACUGGCCACUACAACAUCUCAGCCAAGAUUGGCUGUGUCCAUCUGAAGGGUAGUCCACAGAGGCUGGUGGUGUCGGCGACUCCGAGGUUUGAUGGAAAUCGCUGUGGUAGCCGGUUGAUUAUCACCAAUGAUGGUCGCUCACUGAGUAAUACCAGUGCCGGUGGUGGUUGGUCAUCAGCAUGUACCACACCUAUGGCAACUGAUACUGGUAGCAGUACACUGAAGGUGAGGAUUGACAAGACCGCCAGUGGUCACAUCUUCCUCUCUGCCUGUUCAUCCAGUAAUCCAAACCUGGAACACUACCAACAGGACAACACACAGUGUUUUGGUUGGUACGGCUAUAAGGCUAAGGCCCACCAUACCGGCAGAGCCCUUGGUCAACGCUGGCAAACUGGUGACGUCAUUCAUCUAACCGUUGAUCAUGAUCGUCACACUCUCACUGGUAGACACGAGAGAACGGGCGCCACAGAAACCAUCCCGAACGUCCCAGGUAACCUGUACUGGAUUGUCGCACUCUACGACAUGGGUGACAAAAUCACUCUGAUUUGACAUGUUUGUUUAGUAAAUGUUUCGCUUUCCUUAAGGACAAUUCUAGAUAGCUGAGUUAGUUGACUAGAUCUUAUCAUCAAUACGCCUAGCAUUGUACCAGUAUCUGUAUAGUCAUCAACACUAAUGUCAGCAGCCAUCAGUGUCAGUACCAGGAUCAGGAUCAGCAUCAGUGCUGUCAGAUUCACCCAAUGCAUAAUACCGUUCCAAGUUCAGUUACAUGAGCAUGUACAUGUAAAGUGAAUAUCAGUGCUGUCAGAUUCACCCAAUGCAUAGUGCUUCCAGGUACAAUUGCAUGAGCAUAUACAUAAAUAAGGAAGUUGUUUGCUCCCACCCUGGAGCUAGCCCUUUCCCUACCUGAUCCUUAUCAAAUUAUCGCGAAGGUCGCUACCACUAUUUCGUACGUGCUUUACUGAUAGUGGUAUCUCUGGAUGGUUCCUCCGUGUACAUACGUUUCGUCUAUCAACUUUGUGAAGUGACGUCACGGUAUUGUACAUGUGACAAUCUUGGUUUUGGCAAUACGAUAUGCAUAACACAUCCCACACACUCAUCAUUUCGAAGACCUUGGGUUCUGUCUUGCGUUGCGCGAAAGGCUGCCAGUGCAUUAUUCUUGUAUUGCGUGAUCACAUUGGUAUUGUCUAUAAAGUCACAGUGAUCGGCUUCA